Messenger RNA from Dermacentor silvarum, 12564 nucleotides. Its product is annotated as putative methyltransferase-like protein 7A. Gene Ontology annotation, molecular function: S-adenosylmethionine-dependent methyltransferase activity. Lineage: Eukaryota; Metazoa; Arthropoda; Arachnida; Ixodida; Ixodidae. The transcript has 2 exons. The record is from RefSeq and is a predicted model, not a curated record. The coding region runs from base 324 to 1166 and encodes 280 amino acids.
GGAGAGCAAGGUCGGAGUCGAUGGAGCAUCGGGAGAGGGUGCGCGCGCUGCGUGAUGGUAAAGAGCGCGCAAAUGGGUGGAGUCACGGACACGGCUGGAUGAGGAAGAUACGAUCGACAUGUUCAAACUUGACCUUGGACUAGUGCCUUCGACGAACCGACCCAAGCGAAGGAAAACGCGGGCAGACAGUCACGCGUUCUCCCCCCGCGCGAUCUUCCGACCAUCGCCGUCUCCUCCUAGCGACCGCGCAUCUCCGACGCGGAUCCGCGCGACCGCGGCAUCAUCGCGACCUCAUCGCCGCGCGCCCGUUUGCGUUCCUUCUUAUGGCAUGGAUCGACUCCGUCCUCGCGUCCUUUCUGCACAACGUCUUCCUUCCUUUGAUCGUGCUCAGCGUCUGCCUCAGGUACGCGCUCCAGCGCGACUACACCACGCGACGCCUCAAGUUCCAAGCGUGGCUCUCCAACUACAUGUCGUACCGGGAGACCGGGGCCAUGCUCGAGGCUAAGGAGAUCCUCUUCGGCAAACUCGAGUCCAUCGUCUCGCGCGAUUGGUACCUGCGCAACCUGGGGCUCAUCCGGAUCCUCGAGAUCGGCGCGGGCUCCGGUUCGAAUCUCGCUUUCUACCCGCGGAACUGCCACCUCGUUGCCGUGGACAGCAACCCGUUCACGGCCUCUUAUCUGCGCCGAAAGUUGACGCGCGUUCCAGUGCUCCUCGAGAUGUUUUUGGUGCAGAACGGCGGCUCGCUGAACAAUGUCAAGAGCUGCUACGUGGACGCUGUUGUCACCACGCACGUGCUAUGCGGCGUGAAGGACUUGGACGCGAUCCUCAAGGAGAUUGCUCGCGUGUUGGCGCCGGGCGGGAAAUUCUUUUAUGUGGAACACAUGCGGCACGAUCCCAGUGACUGGCGUCACUACGUGCAGAUGCUCGUCAACCCACUCUGGCGGAGGCUCUUCAACGGCUGCAGCCUGACGCAGGAGUUGCACGACAGCAUCCAAAAGUCGGCACACUUUGCCUCCGUAUCACAGUGCAAGGUCUAUUCAGCACGGAGCAAGUUUGUCGGCAUUUUCCUCAACCCCGUUCUAGUGGGUAUUGCAACCAAGAGAGACUUUGUGCGAAGGAGGCCGAUGAAGUUGAGCAAUGCCUUUCUGACUACACGGGCAAUGUAGAGCAGUGGGCGAUGUUUCGCGUAAUAUGGACUACUGACGUGACAUUUGCGACUUUUCAUUUUUGUGCACUAAAUGGCAGCCCCGUACCUCGAAACCCAAGAAAAAAAAUACUGGCUUGCCUCAGACUGUCCUAAAAAAAUUUACUGUAAUAGCUUUCUAGAAACAGUUUCCAUUUAAUUUUCCAGUAGGUGUAUCUAUUAUGACACAGAAGCUGGUCACUUGUGAACAGGAGAUUGCGAUGCUUUGGCUCUAGCCCCGGCUUGCUGUGUUGUCUGCUGGAUGUAGCAGCAUAGCAGACGACAGAGCGAGCCAUAGCGAGCGCCAGAACGUUGCGUUGUCCUGCUCCCACGUGAACCAGCUUCUGUGUCAUGAUACAUACACCUACUUGAAAAUGAAACCUGGACUGUAUUGUAGAAAGCUAUAAUAGUAAAUCAUUAUUUAGGGCGGUCUGAGGCACACCAGUAUUUUCUUUCUUCUGUUUCGAGGUCCGGGAAUAUAAUUUAUUGCACAAAAAUGAACAGUUCCAAAACGCCAUGACAGUGCUUAUUUGACAGACGUAAACCUUCAAGCUAUUCGUGAUUAUGAACCCUCUCCUGAAAACUUUGGCGGUGAAGGCCUGCAAUUUCUAUGGGUGAAAUUCCUCUACAUGGAAAUUUGCCGGUAUUACUGUGGGAAUCGGUUUACUGAGACGGCAAUCACUUUCACUGAUUGCUAUCUCCUGCAAAGGAAGUGGACAGAUGAUAGCCUGGCUGUGUGCUUACAUACACGUACCUCAUCAUUUGUAAAUGUUCCAAAAAAGGCAGCUGCUUCGUGUUGCAGCAGUCUCGCUUCUCAGGCACAGAUAGUCGGCGGUAUUACACAUGGCAGUGUGUUAGCUGCCAUGGCAAUAUUAAACACAUGGCUAUACCAUGUAUUAUUCAGGGCAUCAACAGUGAGGGCCCUCUGGUGGCCGUGAACUGUAAACAAGGGUUGUUUCAUUCCACAGGAAUUAGUCAUUAUGAUAUAUAGAUAUAUAUUUUUCAAAUCAGAGCUAAUCAACCGGCAAUGAAUCUGAAAGCCCCUAGAAAUUGAUUUUACUCUGCUAGUCACUUGUCAACCAGUGAGCGGUACUGCCUUCUUGCUGACAGAAGACUUGUUCUAAAUAGCAUUCAAUGGGUUCAAUGUAUGGUAGCCUGUGGAAAUAGUCUAAAUUUGGAAUUAUCUUUCACAUGGAAAGAAGAAGUGAAUAAAUUAAUGGAUGUACUAGAGAGUUCCAGUGGUAAGUGUAAUGACCAGUGUAAUGAACUUGUGGCUUUGCAUUGCCGUGACAGCAGUGAAACUACGUUCAAACACGCACCAAUGAUAGAAUGGGAGGAUGGCCCAUGUGCAGGUGGCCUCAUCUGAUGUAAAAUUUGCAAGGUCAUGUUCUAAGCUAAGUUGGAGCUCAAUUUGGUUUCCAUUUGUGGCUUUAACAUGAUAUCGUCCUGCUGCUUGAUUCUGCUAAGAAUAUUUACUAUUUUCUCAGCCAUACUGCUUGUCGUAGCUUUCAUUGAAGCCAGCACAUGGGAGAUUUCAUGAAUUUGUAGCCGAGCUCUUCUUGCAGGCUGUACAUAAGCCGACAUGCCUGCCGUGCUUUAUUUGCUUCGGUUAGCUCGGAACAGUAUUUUGUUUAUCACUUCGACUGCUGAGUUUCUGAAAUUUGGAAGCACUUCAUUAUGAAGCAUAUCUAACGCUGCUGAGCCCUGCUGUUCAGGCCAUAGAUGAAAAAAAAAAAAAAAAAAACAGGAUACUUUGCAUGCCUCUCUGGCAUAUAGACACAUGCCUAAUAUUGGUGCUGUGGGCCUUUCUUAGUCAAUACAGUCACAGCUGCUGACUUUCUAGACUAGCAUUCUCGGAACAUUGCUGUUUUCUCAGAAUUUCAUAGUGCUGAGCAUCCAAUAACGAGUUCAAAUUUUCUGCCAUCGAUGAUGAAUUUGUGCAUUGGCAAGCUGCGAUUUCAUUGUGCUCUGAGUUACGCUGGGGUUUGUCGUAAAAGUUCGAGACACGGGACACUGUGCGAAGUAAAACUUAGGUCACAUUGUCAUGACUAAACUGUGAAAACAGCCAGAAGCUGGUGUGGAAAUGGCGCUUUGACAGCAAGCUGUCUUCUGUUCUUCACCUCUGUAACCCCUGUUCUUGUUCGAGUCGCUGCUGUCAUCGUAGCCUGGCAUAUGGACACGGCAAAAUGCGCGUGUGUGGAGAAUGACCUAGCCGAGCGAGUGAUCUCACUGAUACUCAUACAUUUUUUUAUACUUACCAAAGCAUAAUUCUACACUUGUACCUGUCAAACAGAGCUGGCAUUUGCUACAUUUGUAGUGAAGAAGACAAAGAUGUGAGCAGUGCUGUGGGCACUGGUGCGAGACUCGAGCUCACGCUAGGGCUGUUGGUUAUAAGCCUGUAUGGCCUCCCUGUCAAAAAAAGCAAUUGACUUCAAUUGGGAAAUUUCCAAUUGGUACCAAUUGGAAAAUUUCCAAUCAUAAAUUAGUACAUAACUGGACCAAUUGAACGAACUGGAACAUGCCCAAUUGGUUUUUGUUGGAGUGACCAAUUGUACCCAAUGGGUGCCAAUUGGUUUAAAUCAAUUGGUUGGAAUGACCAAUUGCACCAAUGGGCAAUACAAAUACACAUACAUACCCCACAAAGCAAACUUAAAUAGGAUUCCAGCUGUCAGAAACAAGUUUGCUAUAGGCUUGCAUAUAUAGCUAUAACUCAAUUCAGUUUCCUUGAAUGGGUUCAUAAACUGAAAGUAUGAUUUCCCAGUUGGUUACGUUCAAGCUAGUUUAUUCCUAUUGAUAGUUCAAUUAGACUCAGUUGGGUAUGUAAGGUGGGCCUAGCUGGUUCAAACUGGCAAGUACAAUUGAACUCAAUUGGUUGCAUCUCUGACUCAAUUGUAAUGGAGGUAAGGAUUUCUCAAUGGGUCCAGUAGAUUCCAAUUGGCAAGUCCAAUCAGACUCAAUUGGUUUCACUUUGACUCAAUCGUAACCAGUUGGAACUCGGGAAUUUCCAAUCGGUUCCAAUUGGGUCCAGUUCAUUUCAAUUGGCAACUCCAAUUGGUUUCCCCUCUGAUCCAAUCGUAACUGGUUGGAAGUAAGGAUUUUCCAAUUGGUUCCUAUUGGUCCCAGUUGAUUCCUAUUGGAAAAGCUAAUUGGAGUCAAUUGCUUUUUUUUUUUUUGACUGGGCUGCACCUCCACCAAAUGUAAAGGGCAGAUUUAAUAAUACAUCCGUGAGCAAUUUACUAGGCUCAGAACCAACUGUCCUAUUCCGAGCUCGAGCCUUGCGCCAGUGGGAUGGCAGUGCCCACGGCGCUGCUUGCAUCUUCGUCUUCUUCACUACACAUUGAUAAUCGUACAAUGACAGACUCGCAGAUUUUCUUAAAACAUGUUACUGCUCUGCGAAGAAGCAUGGAGGAAGUUACUGGAGUUCAGGGGGAAGAGGCUGCAGCAGGGGCCUGCUGGCACUGGUUAUGACAGCACCUUGCCACUGUCUCUGUCUGCAUUGAGCUCUAUUUAAACAGAAAUUUUAAAUAUUGUUAUCUGAAAAUUUCAGAUUGCUUUCUGAUAAAUGUGAUGUGCACCUCUGUAGUUGGUUUUAUUUGUGUCUUGCCAUAAGGGGGUGCCAUAUUUACUGGAUUCUAACCCGCAAUAUCGCUGAAAAAAACUUGCUAAAAUAUGACAUGCCCAUUACAUUCUAGUACAAAACAAAAACGUCAGUAGCGACAAGCAACCGUCAUUUGCGGUAAGAAUAUCUGCAAUCCGAUCCACAUGUUACUGCAGCUGCAGAACCUGUGUAUUUUUAUUAGGCUAUAGUACUAUGUACUAGACACCAUAGUAAUGCUGUGAGGGGUUUACGAAAUGUGGCAUCUUAAAUGCUGCAGUCGGCACUGAGAUUGAGGUGUCCUGGUCUGAUUAGGAGGCCUCUGACAGUGGUGAUGAGCAAUGCCCGGUCUGCUGUAGCUCGGAUACAAUAAGUGUCCCUCUUUCAAGUGGGAACAUAUCAUUCUCACUUUCUCUUACUAUGAAAAAUUGGUGAGUGAACAGUCAAGGGCGUUGCAUUCAUUAUUUCUUGAAGUAUGAAAACCACGGGUGCUUGGUAAAAUUAAGGGCAUUGCAUUUUUCACAUCUGGCCGUUAGGAUCAAAUGCAUGUUACCAUCGACGGUGCGUUACAAUCAAGUAAAUAUGGUAUUCUCAUUCGAGUGGCACCAAAUUCUUGUUUUUUGUCAAAAUAGCCUGCCUACAUGCCCUAGUAGCUCAAUAUAUUGUGGUGAAGUAGACAGUGCACUUUUCCUUUAGCUUUUGUAUACGUCAUUUAGCUGGCUCUUUUAGAUAAGAACCUACAGUCUAGCCAGAAUUUUUUAUCUGGACUGCAUUUGAAUUCCCAUAUCACACAAUUCACACUUUAACUGUGCCUAAACUUUACUGUAAUUGCAUUCACACUGCACUGAACUUGCAUUUCUCUUUGAAGCUUCAUUGCGAGAACAACUGACGUAUGAUCACGUUGAGCACUUUAUGCUCCAAUGUGAUAUCCCUGCUUUGUGGUCAGUAGUGAGUGGUCGAUUUAUCAAACUUGUGGUCGACUGAUCGCUUUCAGCUGAUGUGGUGAUAGAAGCUUGUGAUGUGUGCACCCUAGUGUGACAUUGUUGUCAACGUGACAGAGAUGCGCAGAAGUAGGUUGAACAACACAGUGGUCAAACAAGGGAUGUCUGUGGAGCCAAUCCUAGGCAAGGGGAUCAUUAUUAUCAGCAUGAGACUUAAACACGUUCAAUUUAGUCUGAUAUAUUUUUGCUAAGGCAAUGUAACGACAUGUUGUUUUAGCACGACGUUCUGAACUCGCUGUCAGUGGGAGAUAGGGGCACCAUGACAUUGAGAAACGUCCAUCGCUGCAGCAAAGCUUUGCGCAGGAUGUUGCACUGUAUGAAAGUGAAGGCAUCCCUAUAAGCGAGCAUAAUUGAAAACACAGCCUUACACUGAGCACACAAGCUUACAGUGAAAGAUGUCAUGGGCGCAGUAAUAAGAAUUAGGCUCUGUAUGAUGGUUUGUUAUGCUAAAGCUUAUGGCGCGGGAAAAGACGAGGACACAGAAAGACAUGGGUACACACAGAUGCUGUUAGUUGUACACAUGCUAGUUGUACAACUGAUGAUGCGCCAUUUCGUUUUAGGAUGUUCGGCGUCAUUCUGAAGCUCAAGCGUGGUAAAUUGCAUAGUAUAGAUUCCCUUGAAGAGUAAGUCUACUAAGAGGGAAAUCUGAAGAAAUCAGGGAAAUUUGAGUUUGCUUCCCACAGAUUUCGUGUGCUUCUGCUAGCAUGAACCAAGGUGGGCACAGAUUUGCAAGGUCCUAUCAUAUUUAUAUACCGUUGACUUCCGUUAAUUCGACCGUGACGGGACAGAUGAAAUUGAUCGAAUUAUUCGGUGGGUCGAAAUAAGCAAAAUGCCGAAAAAAAAAAUGCCAGAACACACUACUGAUUCAUUUGGCAGAUUUGUACGAUAGUAACAUGCCCCGAAUCAAACGCACGGCCACUUUGCAUGGCUCCAAAGUGAAAGGCUAAUGUAGAAAUUACAUAAAAGCUCCUAAACAAAGUAGAAAUCUAAUGCGCACCCUAUUUUUUUAGCACGAAAAAUGAGCAAGGGUCAAAUAUGUGUUGCACAGUGGCGGCUGGUUUCCUAAAGUCGGUUUUGCUGCACAAUUUCGUUUUGUAAGGUCAGCUUCGCCGCAAUGCAGUCGUGCCAUGCCGUAAAGCAUACGAAUGGUGCGAACGCCGUUCUGAUAUUGGCAUUGCCGUUUGUUGGGCGUGUUGGUAAAUGGAUUCGGAUAGAAUGUUUAGCGCCAGCGGACAAGGACAGAAAGGGAGACGGCACCACAAUGCGCUAACUUCAGCAACCUUAUUUUCAAAAAACACCCACCAGAUUUUGUAUCUGAUUGGUACCGUACAGGCAAUUUUUGGCCCAUUAUUCUUGGGGGGGAAAAAAUGUGUGCAUAAGAAUAGGGCAAGUAUCAUGAUAGGACAUUGUGAGCUACCAUUAUGGCUUGAAAAUCUCUUUCUAGGGCAGGCCUAAAAUAGGCGUUUUUGACUAUAAAUGACAUGUGGUCAACGCAUUCACUGUCUCCUAAGCUCCGUUGAUACACACUGCCACUCAAGGCAUCCCUGUUGGCGCCCACCAUGGAGUCAUUCACACAUGUGCUCACUGAUCAAGUUUUAAUUAUCUAGCAAAGGCCAAUUUUAGGAUUGAAGUAACGAAAUUUUGAGCCCAUCGAAAUGCAUGAGCACUAUAGCUGGGAUAUUUGGUGAUGAUCGAAUUUACUGGAGUCUAUUUAACGGAAGUCUGCUCUAUAUGUAAUACCCUAGUUACACAGACAUGUUAACCACAGUUAAGCUGAACCUCAUGCACUGCUAGGGUUGCCAUCUGCUCACUUUUAGACCAUUACAGCCGGUAAUUCGCAGGUAUGUGUUGCUUUCUUCCCAGUCCUUCGUCGAUCAAUUCAGUAGAAUUCACUUUUUUGCAUCAGAAGUGGCUGUUCUACCUAUGGUCUACAACAGCUAUGCUUGGUUACAUAAAAGACCUAGCUGUAAUAAUUCUGUCAACCAUGGUAGCAACGUAUAAAGGUGCAUUUAGGUUUUUAUUGUGACAAAACACAACUGCGGGUAGGCUGCGACUAUGCUGUUCAGUGACCAUGCCUUGACCAGCAGUCACUGUGCUGGUCAAGGGAAGUCUACCGCAUUCUUGAACUGGCAGCUACAAAUACUGCGGGUUGUGAGCAGUAUUUAUUAUGAUGAAUGUAGCCUUUCUUUUGCGACAUUAUUCAACUUAUAUUGAAGCCAGUGACAAAAUUUUCACUGGCACUUUGUGUUUUGCCUUCUUGGACGCAUCUAAUCUUGCUGUGUGACAAUGUUAGCAGUAACAAAACCAUCUUGUCUUUUUAAAUAAUUACCACUCAUGUACAAGUGCAUUCAAGUACGUACAAGUGCAUGUAUUCAUGUAAAGCUAAGCAUUGAUUUAGGCAUGCUAAGUUUCUCCAGCAGCAGUCAGCAUUAUUGAAGCUGCCGUCUCUGUACUUAUGUCACUUACUGCAUUUGCUCUCAGACAGUGUGUCUUUUCAGCACCAAAUGAAGUGUGCAGAGAAGCAAUUUCUUGCAUCUGUUUUUAGGAGUCCACGCCUGCAACAUAGUGCGCAUUGUGAAGCGUUUCAAACCUGCUUUGCUACAUUUGGAUUCUGAAGUUCAGCAUUCACGUGAGAGUGCUUUUGAAUAGAAGCGUCGGUUUCUUAUCACAAACUGCAUUGAAGCCUUUUAAAUGCCCAAAUUUACCAUGCCAGGAAUUAUUUAGCCUGCACUUGUUAGUGAGGUUUAGAUCACAAUGGUAGAAUAACUUUGGGAUGCAUUUAUAUUGGAAAGUUAAUUCACCAGCUUUCCAUGUAACGUGGAUUUCGAUGAGCCUAGCCAUGGGGCUGCUAUUUGCAUUUAUACAUCGUGGGAUUUCAUUUGUUCAGCUUUACACAUGCACUUUCUGUGUGUGCACGCUCGUCUUGCAAUUUAUUUUACUUAGCCCCCUUUUUUUAACGACUUCUCUACGGCACAGGACACCUGCAUCUCUUUGAGAAAUUUGCGUGGCAUGUCAGCUCCUGUUAUGAAGUGCAUGUUGAGUGCCUUAAUUAGCAUUGUGGGCAAAUUAUUAUUACAGUGAGAGGGAAGCAAGCACUUCACUACUUCAUAUCAGUUCUGGGAUGCAGGUCAGAUGAAAAUCACACCUUACCUUGGCUUUUGAAAUUCAGUGUUGUGAGAUGCGCUUCGGCUGUAAUCUUGCACGUUUCUCAUUAUUUGCAGUUUACCUUCUUGAGGCCACUUCCGGCUGUGUUUUGAUACAGCCGGUCUGUAGGUAGAAUGAACGAUGACACUGCCACGUGUGUUUGCCUCGGCCGAGGCAUGCAUUGUGUGUUGUUGCACAGCAUGUCUCACGCAUUCCACCUUGCAUCUUAUGCGCAAGCUUUUGAUUCUCAAGGACUUUUGUAUACCGCACUACGAGUAGAUUGUGAAACCGAGAUCUACCAGGGGCAAAUUUAAUGUUACAGCAUUGGGCCUUGCAGCUCUGCUGAAGAGUGCAGAGGUAUUAACUAACUGAGCUUUAAAGUUGUAUUGUCAUUGACCGAUGAAACCCAAAUGAGAAAAUUCUAUUCUAUUAUUUUCAUGGUCAGGGACAUACAGGGUGAUCUAAAAGUAGCAGCAGAAGUAAAAGUUUCAUAAUAGAAGCAUAGACUUUAGCGAAAUGUGGUUUUCACAUAAAUGCACAGAAAAACAUGAGGCCAUCUUUUUAAUUACGAAAUAAUUUUUUAAGCAGUGUAGUUACAUUUGUUGCUAACAGGUGGCGCUUCAGUUCUGUCGGAGCUUCAGUUGGGCUGCAACUGCCGCACCUUGCGGCACGAAGCAACGCUGCUAAGGCUACUUUGUUUUCUAUAUAUGUUCUGUUUUCACAGCUUUCACUGUGGCUUUUUGUUAUGAUCUGUUUUCAUUGUGCAUGUUACGGAAACACCAAAAGGUUAAAUGUAGCAUUCUUAUUUGCAUGAUGGCAUUCUACAUGGACCAAAUAUUUCAAGGCUGUGCUGUAUGAUCUACACUGACUGUGAAGUCAGAUUUUGUAUAACAUGCGGAUAGCGCUCUUCCAAUGGGUCCUGAGCAGACUAAAAUUUUAAAAAAUUUCUGCCUGGUGUCUUUUUUCUUCUUUUUUAUGACAGCUGUGUAGGCCACCACCUGGCAAUGUCAUAGUUGAGCUGUGAUGCGGGAGCUUUAAAACGUGCCAUUCGUUCCCAUGGUCAUCAGCCUCUCUCCUAACUCCUGUUGUGCAUCAACAAAACCCGCCCUACGCUUCCAAAUUUUCAUAUCCCAUAACUUUGUCUCACCCCAACCGGCAACCUUUGACCAGCAGCUUAGCGCUAUCCUUAAAAAAAAAAAAAAAGGUGCAAUCAUUGAAUUCUACCUGCACUUAUAACAUAAGGGGCAGAAAUCUUGAAGGUUAACAAAGAAGCUUGAGAAAAAGUUAAGGACCGCCCAACAAGUGAUGGAACAAAAAAUUAUAGGCAGAACGUUGAGAGACAGGAUGACAGCGGGGUUGAUUAGAGAGUAAACGGGGGCAGCCAAUAUUCUAGUUGACAUUACGAGGAAGAAAUGGAGCUGGGCGGGCCAUGUAAUGUAACUGGUAGAUCGACCAUUGUAGUCACAGAAUGGAUACCAAGAGAAGGGAAGCGUAGUCGAGGACGGCAGAAAACUAGGUGGGGUGGAUGAAGUUACGAAAUUAGCAGGCACAAGUUGGAAUCAGCUAGCGCAAGACAGGGGCAAUUGUAGAUCGCAGGGAGAGGUCUUUGUCCUGCAGUGGACAUAAAUUGGAUGAUGAUGAUGAACUGCGUCUAAGACUCCGCUACCUUUUACUGCAUCUCUCUUCUGUUACUCUCUUAAGCUACCAGUUAUAUGUUCUACGGUGAGCUGUGUUUUAGUUAUAUAACAACAAACCACAUUAAAAGAAGAUGCGUGUUCCGCUUGUGCCGCUGCAUUGUUUUCAGUCAGGUUUUGCAACAACGCAUUUAUUGGACUCCGUAGUUCAAUGCUGGCCAUUUUGAAUGCCUGCUUUCUUUGGAAAGCAAUUAAAAUGCAUUGUACAUUCACUUCAAAAUUGUGGAAGCUAGCUGCUGCUAAGAUGACUGGUAUUGCUGCCUCGUGGCAAAUAAAAGUCCUGAUGAACUGGCCAAGCAGUUAUGCCAAGUGUUUCAUUUAACAGGGACAAGGCAGGGUCAACAGGUAGCCUCAUGAAAUUGGAGUAAAAGGAGCUGCGAGCACUAAGUCUCUUCUCAAUUUGAUAGGACAAAAGUGCAGGUCAGUGGGCACAGUGCAGGACCUGCUCAAUUUCUCUUCCUCUUAAUCUCAACUAGAAUAGUUUUAUGUCUUCUGUACAAAACUUGGUGCGAGCUAGCACACGGGGCAUUGCGGGUUGAAAUGAUGGCUUGGCACAUGGAGAAAGCAAAGAGAAGAAAAAGGAGUGCGGAUGUGAUAUGGAACACCAGUGCAUUCAUUAUCAGCUAGAAUAUAUAGGAGAUCGGCAAACAUGGUGAGAAGGAUAAGUUGUGAUCAUGGAGUGAUGAAAAGAAAGUGGGGGACUACUCUCAUGGGGUGAAUGUCAGGGAGUUCAUUUCUUUCCAGGCUCAUCGCUCGCUUCUUAACUGCAUGUGGUCCAGGCCUCUUAAGAGGCUACCCUUCAAGGUCUAGUACUUCAAUGGUGCACGAUUCACCAUGAGAGAAAGCACAGAGGGUUUGUACAUUUGAUAGACUAGUUGACCUUUGCCUCUAGUUAGACAAGCUCAGCUCCAAGGCAACCGACAGACGCCUAUUGCAUUUCUUGUUGUUGUGAUGUGUACGAGAUGCAGAAGGUGCAUUGAAGCACCGCAUUUUUUUAGACACUGCUUAAAGCUCUUGAGCUGUACGUGCAACACUACUGCCCUUUUUGGUAUGAUGUCUCGAGCAGCUUCCUUGCUGACCUGCAUUGAUUGUUUCCACAUAAUUUGACAGGUGGCUACCACUGCCUGCAGUGUCAUGCUGUGUCACUUUGCAUUCACGACUGGGUCUUCAUGAGCAGAGCACAUUCUAAACACUGAAGUCACAGGCUUCUAUUUGACUGCAUAUUUUCGCUUGCCUUGCUGGGCAGCAUAUGUAGUGUCCAGUAGGGUAAUGCAGCAUCGGCUGGAGGAGUCAAGAAAUGACAGCUAAUUAAGAAAGGUUUGGUGCCUGAUUGUAAGCGCUUCUUUUACUUGCUACUGAUGGCUGAAUUGAACAUCAUUUUAAAUGUUAGCAUUUACAUUCUAUUUGGAGCAUACAUAAUUAUUCAGAAGAGGAUGUAUUGUGUACACUUAUUAUAUAUCUCAAGGGGUUAAUUCAGAUAGAGCUUUGUCUAGGUAGUAUUCUGUUUUUGUCUUUCUUUCUGUGAUGUUCCUGUUGUGAGUUAUACAUGGAGAGAAUAAAGACUGUUGUUGCGUUAGAAAUUUUAUGAACACAUACCCCGUUAUACAGUGCAUAUAUAAAUACAUACAUACAUAUAUAUACAUACGUAUACAACACAUUCUAUAUACUUGUAUGCAGUCCUUCUUUUUGAAUUCCUUGGUAAAGGGGCACAUGUAAGUGUUGCAGUCACUGAUGUUACUUGCCUAACCUACAUGGCCGGCGCUCUAUGUACACGAAUGUGUGAUAUUUUCUGUGGCAACUGUAUAUUUUUCAAAGUCAUAUAUCUGCGAGAGAUUGAGAUUAAUAUGUAUACCCAUGUUGAAAUUUAGUAUAAUAAAGUGUUUAACUGGGUACUCGUUUGUCGUUUAUCGCUUCGUGCCUGGUGACAUGCGUUUAUUUCUAUAAAAA